Molecule: messenger RNA, 839 nt
Organism: Cladocopium goreaui
Lineage: Eukaryota; Dinophyceae; Suessiales; Symbiodiniaceae
Source: the annotation of a GenBank genome assembly
AGGUGGAAAAGCCGGAGACGCCGAAACAAGUCAGGAUCUUGGAGGCUCAGGAGGUUAGCACAGAUGUGGACCUUACUCUGCCGAUUGGCGCCGCGCGGGAAGCAAGGCUAGAGGCUUCCUCUGCCGCCCUUACCGCGUCCUCUGCCGCCGCGGCGUACCAAGCGCCGCUGGCGCCGCUGGGUGCGGUGUCCUCACAACUGGAGGAGACUUUACCUGCACCCCGACAAGCUCGACAGGCUUUGAGCGCGUUCAGCUCUCCGAUGCGUGACCGGUUUCAAAGCCCAUCGUCCAGUCCAGUUGGACUGGAAUUUCCCUCGCCCGUUUUGGUGCCGCAGGACGGAACUCCGAGCAAUUCGCCACUCAAAAGGAUCAAACCCAAGGUGACCAGCUUCCUAGAUGCGACGCCCAUAGGACCUCCGUUGCCAUCGUUUACGCCCAGUGUCUGGACUCCGGAGGACCUCAAUGCCAGGGCAUACUCCAGGUCACCUCGAGGGUUGACGCCCGAGUCGCCAUGGACUCCCACUUUGCAUUUGUCCGUCGAGCGUUCCCCCGUGGCACGCUUCCCCAGCGCACAGGUCCCAACUGAGCCUGUUGCCCAGGCGUGCGGCUCCCCUUCUGCCAACGCAGAAUACUUAAGGUUUGGUCCCAACGCCCACUUUGAGGCGCCCAAGAGCUGGAGGCGUGAUGGAUUUGAGCCUAGCCUGAUGUAGCGCCGCAAAAUCUGGAGAUCCCUGACCUCUGCAGGGUAUACCCUGUUGGAUUGGCAUGCCCUGCUGGAGCCUCAAUUUGAUCAGUGCUUGGUGGCUCAUCCCACGAAUCGUAAAUGGGUUAGUUCACCC